Messenger RNA from Penicillium canariense, 1923 nucleotides. RefSeq lists its product as uncharacterized. NCBI's taxonomy places the organism in Eukaryota, Fungi, Ascomycota, Eurotiomycetes, Eurotiales, Aspergillaceae. The record is from RefSeq and is a predicted model, not a curated record. The transcript has a single exon. Gene Ontology annotation, molecular function: catalytic activity. Bases 1 to 1923 code for a protein of 640 amino acids.
AUGAGCGGGCACAAAUUCCCUGUAGAUCUCAAGCAGUUCAAGCAGCUCAAGCUGGACUCCAAGAGCACCACCCUCACCGCUGAUCAGAAACGCGAUCUUCUGAACAACAUCAACAUCUUCCGCGAUGCCAUUAUUGCCUUCACCGCGACCGGUGCGGCUCGGGGCGUGUCGGGCCACACUGGUGGCCCCUUCGACACGGCCCCGGAAGUCUGCAUCCUGCUGGCGAUGAUGAAUGCGCACCCCGAUCAAUUUGUCGACGCACUGUUCGACGAGGCGGGCCACCGUGUCGCGACCCAGUACCUGUUGGCCGCGAUGGAUGGCAAGAUCGAUCCCGAGCACCUCCUGAACUACCGGGAUGCCGACUCCAAGCUUCCCGGCCACCCCGAGCUGGGCCUCACGCCCGGCGUGAAGUUCAGUUCCGGCCGCCUGGGCCAUAUGUGGGGCAUGGUCAACGGCAUCGCAAUGGCGAACCAGGAUAAGAAUGUUCUGAUGCUGGGCUCGGAUGGAUCUCAGCAAGAAGGAAACGACGCCGAGGCGGCGCGCAUUGCGGUCGCCCGCAACCUCAAUGUCAAGCUGUUCAUUGACAACAACGAUGUCACUAUUGCUGGCCACCCCUCGAUAUAUCUGAAGGGCUACGACAUUGCCAAGACCCUUGCGGGUCACGGCUUGCACGUUGUUCGUGCGGAAGGGGAGAAUGUGGACUCUCUGUAUCCAGCAAUUGCGGAAGUGAUCAACCACAAGGGCCCUGCAGCGGUCGUCGUCAACCGGAAAAUGGCUCCUGGUGUCGAGGAUGUUGAGGGCGAGUGCCACGCUCACGACGUCUUCAAGGUCGAUGUGGCUCGCAAGUACCUCACCAAGCGAGGAUACAGCAAGGAGCAACUGGCUUUCUACGAUGACAUUAAGGCCCGGUCGAACCCUCAUCAGUACCAGGGCUCCACCAAGGACAAGGGUGCCAACCGCGCCAUCUUCGGGGAGGCUGUGAACUCGAUCCUGGACGGUCUCAGCAAGGAAGAUGCGGCUCGCCGGGUCAUGGUCAUCGACUCUGAUCUGGCUGGCUCGACUGGCCUGAAGGCAAUUCAGUCCGAGCACCCUGAAGUCUUUGUGGCAUCAGGUGUCAUGGAGCGUGGCAACUUCUCGGCGGCCGCCGGCUUUGGCUUCGGUAGCAAUGGCGAGCGCCAGGGUGUGUUCUCCACUUUCUCGGCGUUCUUGGAGAUGUGUAUCUCCGAGAUCACCAUGGCUCGCCUGAACGCCUGCACCGUUCUCUCUCACUUUUCUCACAGCGGAGUCGACGAGAUGGCCGACAACACCUGCCACUUUGGCCUGAACCACUUCUUCGCCGAUAACGGCCUGAUGGAUGCCGCGACGACGUCCCUCUACUUCCCCGCUGAUGGCGAGCAGAUGAAGGCCGUUGUGAACAAGGUCUUCUGGGAGAAGGGCAUGCGAUUUAUUUUCUCGACUCGCUCCAAGGUGCCUUAUAUCCUGAAAGAGGGUACUGACCAGAAGCUCUACGGCGAGGGCUACGAGUUCGUGCCGGGCAAGGAUGAAGUCAUCCGCAAGGGUACCGCCGGCUACGUUGUUACCUACGGGGACAUGGUGUACCGGUCGCUCGAUGCCGUUGAGCGCCUGCGCAAGGAGGGUCUCGAUGUUGGGCUGAUCAACAAGGUGACCCUGAACGUCGUUGAUGAGGACGCGCUCCGCGACUAUGGUUCUACUCCUUUCGUGCUUGUCGUCGAAUCCAUUGCCCAGAAGACCGGUUUGGGCUCUCGCCUCGGCACUCAUCUGUUGGAGCGUAAGCUCACUCCUAAGUACAAGAGUAUGGGGGCCAUUAAAGAGGGCUGCGGCGGUCUGUACGAGCAGGUGAAUGCUCAAGGUCUCGGUCCGAACGAUAUCGUCGCGGCUGUGAAGGAAAUCGCAGGAAAAUAG